Ixodes scapularis (black-legged tick) is the source of this 4317-nucleotide messenger RNA. RefSeq lists its product as uncharacterized. Gene Ontology annotation, molecular function: protein kinase activity. Lineage: Eukaryota; Metazoa; Arthropoda; Arachnida; Ixodida; Ixodidae. Gene Ontology annotation, biological process: protein phosphorylation. The record is from RefSeq and is a predicted model, not a curated record.
UGGCUUUGGCGGUUCUGUGUGUUUCGGCGCGGGUUGCCGCAGUUGCCGCGGGGACGUCGGCCUUUUGCAUCCCUCGUAGGAAUGGUGACGACGCCGUGUGACUUCUUCUUCGUCGUCGUGGUCGCCGCUCACGAUCGUGCUGUUUCGUGGCUGUGAAGAGAUCGCGACGCGAUGACACUGGCUCUGGAUUACGUUCGACCACGCGCGCUGUUGUCGUCGUCGGCUGAAGUCCGUGUGUGAUCCGUCUGGGAAGCGGUCAACAGACAAGGGCCCGACAUGUCCCUCAUCUGCCAGAACUUUGUCCAGAAUGCCUGGAAGAAGGACCUCUGCUCUAACUGCUUCAAAUCCCUCUCGGACCACACCGACCCACUGUCCCUCGCCGGGGACAGAUGCCUGCUCGAUCCGACCGUGAAGGAGGAGAACCAGAAGAACAGUGUCAUCUCGCAACUCGGGCACCAGCGCUACAUCUCCCAGGCCACCACCAUCUACGAAUCGCGCAGUCUUCUGUGCCACCCGACGUGGAAGUCAUGCUUGAUCCAGGACAACAACGACUCUUACGUGCUCCUUAAACGUCCCAAGGAUGUACGACAAGAAGAGGAACCCCCGGAGGAUACCUUCGAAAACGCCGUCCUGACGGCCAACGGCCUCACGCAGGGGAUUCUCAAGGUCAAGGACAAGGCGGCCCCGGGCGACCCGUCGCGCAAGAGCAGCAGCGUGGUCUUCAAAGAAGACCAGGUCCAGGUGAUCGGGUAUGGCGGAGACGACUACGACUCCGACGAGGGUAACUGGGAGAUGAGCUCCGACGACGAUGACCUGUCCUUGGACUCCUUAGACUCGACGGAGGAGGAAAAAGUGAUCACGAAGAUAACGAGGGAAAACACUGACUUCAACUCGCACAACGAAAACCUCCUGAGAGACGCGUUGGCCCUCCCCGUUCACGUGGAGGCCGAGAAUACCUCGGAAGAACCCGAAAAUAGCUCCGACACCGCCGAGUCACCCACGCCGUGGGGAGGGGCAGAGGAUCGCAGCCGUUCUCCCUGUGAGAUGUUCGUCGACGAAGUCGAUGGUGAACGGAGCGAACCGCCGCCGCAGGACCCCAAGGUGAUUGCGGCCACGCUGACAGACAGCGGGACCGCAGCCAUCUACGAGGCGAGGUCUUCGUUCUUACACAGCAUCACCCGGAGCCCGCCGUUGCCAUCUGCCGUCUACACGCCCGCGUCAGACCUGUUCAUUCAUCGUGGGAGCACGUCUUCAUCAUCGUCCUCCGAGGACGAAGUAAUUAAGCCGAAGCCCAAGCCUCAACUCAAGCCCAAGAUCCCCGUCAAGCCAGCGCACGUUGUCCACAAGGAACCAACGGCAGUGCACGCUGCAGUAGACUCCAAGGAAAUUGUCUGGGCGGAAAAAACGCCGCUAGCGGAAACUGAAUCCAGUACAGAGUCCAAGUCAGAAUUCAAAUGGGAGCUCAAGCCGGACAUCAAGUCAGAGCUCAAGUCCGAAUCUAAGCAGGAACCCAGGCUGGUGCCCAAGUUGGGAGUUGUUUCUAACGGCACAAAUGAACCUCAUCCGGUGGCGGAGUUUGAACGAACGGUUGUCUCCAAGCCAGACAAGCCCGAGGAGCGCAGUAUCUACUACGCAGUGUCAGAACCCUUUUCAUCGUCGCCUAAGGCGGAAGCGCGGAACCCCAACCUGCAUUUCUCGGAAGGCAACAUAUAUCAGGAAGUCAAGAGCUACCAGCAGCAGCAGCAGCAGCAACAACAACAACGCAGGACUCCCCAGGAUUCCAGCAAAGAGAUCAAGUUAGCUGCCCUCGCUGUGGAGCUAGAGCAGGCCCGCUACAACAAUAACGGUCCUUGCAAGCGACAAGCGCCAGCACCACCCAUGGAGAUUCCGGAGCAGUCAUCUCCACGCAACGACUCGCCUCCAGCAGCCAGCAAGAAACCUUCUUCCAAAGGCGCCAAGCACAAGUCGAACAACCUUUCGUCUGAAUGUUUGCAGCAGGAGGACGGUGGCAAGAACGGCAAGAAGGGCAUCUUCUCCUUCAAGAAGCUUCUGAAGAGGGGCAAGGACGGAACGACGAAUGGGGAUGAUCAGCCAGGCGAUUCGCCCAACAACCCAAAGGCUUGGAAGAAUGCGGACAGGACCCGGUUGCUGCUGCACAGACUGGACAUCCGGCACCCGAUGGACCUCGCCAUGUCGCCCAACGGAGAGCCCGCGUCCUCUCCGGCGUCUCCCGUCGUGUCGACGCCUCCGCCGCCCGUCCGCGUGCUGGAAGACGGGAUGUACGAGGGAGUUACCGUGGAGAAGUACGGGCCCGUGCCACUGCCCGCCGACUGCAAGAACGUGCAGCAGAUCUGGCCGCGUACCCCGAGUCCCGCCAGCUGGUCCCGAACCGGCGCCGACGAGAGUCCCGAACCGGUUCGGGAAUGUCCGGUCCAGUCCCCGUCUCCGGACACGAGACCGGGCAAGCCCCCACCUCCGCCACAGAGAUGCAAGAACAAUCAGUCACCGCCCAGGACACCUCCGAUGACAAAUUCAGACGCCAACGCUGCGAAGCCCGUCGUCCCUCGUCGCUUGUUCCGACCAAGCAUGAAGUCGGAGAAGUCCGACUACGCCAAUCUAGCGGACGACGUGCGAGAUUGGAUUUCGGGUUUUGUCUCUAAGAAAUUAGGUCACGUCCGGUCUCCGAUGGCCCCCAAGAAGCCCCACCGGUCAAGCUCGCUGGUGUCCAGCUCGGGCGAGAACAGCGGCGAAGAGGAGUCCUCGGCCGUGGCGGCCGACGACAACGCGUACGAAACCAUCGGGGUCCGACAUGCGACCGCCAUUGCCGGACCGCCUGCACCGUGCGCCGCUCAGGAGGAAGAACUGUACAGCAACGCAACGAGCGCGCUGGAAUCUGGACCACGAGGGGUCUCGAGUCCUGCUACCUGGACGAGUGGGAAGGGUGACAAGCCCCCUAGCGGUGUCCCCGUGGCGAAGACAUGCCCCGACCAGGGCCACAGGAAGUGGGAGUGGCACACACUCGAAUCCAGCUAUGCGGCCAUCACUGCCUCCGUCCAUGAGGCACUCUCCAAGUACCUCACGCACAUGUGCAAGUGCAGUCACUCCCUGCCCUGGGAAAGCAAGUCACGGGAGCUGCUCCGCUGGGAGGACUUCGAGGUGGGCAACCCGUCCACAGACAGCGGGCUCCUCGUCUAUCACGGAAACUACAGGGAAACCUCCAGCCCAGUCACACUGCUGGCAUUCGAGAAGUCCCGCCAGGUGACAGUCCAGGCGAUGGACCACCGGACGGUCUUGAGCUUUGUGGACAGCAGCAGAGACGCGCUUGUGGUGGUGCUGCCAAGGGGCACCGUGUCGUCCGUCGGCAACUGCAGCCUGCACACCAGCCCCCAGCAUGUGGCCUACAUCCUCCUUCAGCUCAUCAGCACGCUGGAAAGCCUACAGUGCUCUGGAGUCACCCGAGUGGACAGAACAAUCGAAAACUGCUGGUUGGCGCAGUGGGACGAACACCAGCCUCAACUUGUCUACCUCCACUGCAAAAGCGCGAGCGGAGCACCGACUCCGCACAGCUCGCAGCCGUCCUUCUGCCAGCACGUGCAAGCAACGCUGCUCCAACUGCUCCGCUGCUCCAAAGACAGCGACCUGUCCUCGCAGAGUGGCUUCAAGAUCUUCGGCAUCGUCAUGGAACUGUUGGUCGAGGAAAAACCGCAGGCACUCUCGUGGGCCAAGCUUCUGCUUCAGUAUUAUCUUUGGGCGCCGUGGGCACUGCUGAAGCGCAGCUGGCCCGCAGAGCUUACAAGUCAUCUUCAGCGCUGGCUGGACAUCGAGAGAGCCGGUCUCUGCAAGAGGCUGUCAAACAGGAUCCAUCUAGACAAUCUGCCAUGCAGUGUGUUCCUCGAGCAUCAAGCUGCGUUCCUGGUGAACGCUUCUGCGAGAUCGCUCGCGGAGACUUCGCUCUUGCUCAAUGACAAGGGCUACUUCAGAGUCCACGACCCUUGCACGGAGGAACUUUACCAGGACCGCAUGUUGACGCCCUUAUGAUGGGCUCGUGGGAUCCUUGUUUCGUAAUGUUAAUAGCCUGUUGUAAUUAUACCGACGAAGGCCCUCUUCCGUUUUCGCCAUUUUGUAGGCAUAAUUUUUGUCGACACGUUUUGGCACACCGACGACUAGGCCGGGAGACCGGCGUGUAGAAUAUUCUGACACUGUGUGCAACGUUUUUGGGCGGAUGUCGUCGCCUUCGCCAUUUUUAUUUAUCAUAAAUGAACUUAUGUUCUUGCUUUUUUUAAAACGACAAAAAUAAAAUAACAUUUGGGCACAAAA